Messenger RNA from Exophiala viscosa, 4589 nucleotides. RefSeq lists its product as uncharacterized. The record is from RefSeq and is a predicted model, not a curated record. The coding region runs from base 421 to 4350 and encodes 1309 amino acids. The transcript has 2 exons. Lineage: Eukaryota; Fungi; Ascomycota; Eurotiomycetes; Chaetothyriales; Herpotrichiellaceae.
GUAGGGGAUGGACGAUAAAUCCUUCUUUAGCAUGCAGUAUGGUACGGUAUAUUGGCUGUGUGACAUCAAGCCUGUAUCUUCAAGCUCCGCAUCCCGCUGCCAGGCUUGAUCAAUCAUCAUCAUUCCUCACCAUUCAUCUGCUUCCAGGUGCCCACACACUCUACAGUACGUCGAGGACACCGCAUGUGAUGUUCGAGUACUGAAGGCCAGCAGCAUCGCAGUGGCGUCUUCUCGCCGACUUAUCAAUCUACGCGCCUUCACCUGAUUCCCACUUGGUCAUUCCACCCAAGUGCAACAUCGCUCGCCAAUAUCCCGCUAGAGUCUGCGUUUCUUUUGCAGCUGCGAUGAUCCUAUCCUCGGCAUCACGCAGGAAGCUGCGAUAGCCCUCAGAAACACCUGCGCUCAUGGGCAGGUGCCUGGAUGUCGUCGAACACUCUAAAGCCUCCUGGUGGUUACGCAGCCAGCGAGGUUGCUGGAGAACACAAUGCAGACGGCCAUCCCUCCCUUCCCGCCUUCCACUCUGUUCGUGGACUGUCGAAGGAAGGAGUCAUACGAACAGAGUCUGUCGCUUCGAGUUCUCACAGCAAUCAAAGUUCAAGCCGUCGUGCCGACCAUGAGCCUGCGCCCUCCUCUGCAAGAUACUCAUUCGCUAGCAGUGGACGAAGCGAUGAGGGUUCGAAGAGCCAGGGAAAGGAGAAAGAGAAGGAGAACAGUGAUUCUCUACAUCCAGUCGCUCGAAACUCCGGCGGAUUCCUGCUCGAGCCCGUCACCAAUGCGAAACGCUUCUCGCGCAUGUCCCAGGCACCAGCAAGAGACGACUCGAGGUUGAAGAGGCACAGUGCAGAGUCCGAACUGUCCAUAAGCAAGAGAAGGCAUAGGCACAAUGUCUCGAACAACUCGUCCUUCAAGAGCUCGCCAUUGUCUACCGAGUUGAAGCAAAGCGCUGUCGUGCACAACGACGGCAGUGACAAUCAACUUAUCCCUGGUACCGAUAUCCGAAGGUCUUUGUCCUCGUCGCAGAAUGAGUCUCACAUGAAUGGAAAUCCAGCAUCAAGCUCACGUAAUGUGCAAAAUGGGCGAUCACCCCUGGCAAAUGUGGGCUAUGCUCAAGACCCGGCGCAAAUUGUGCAAAUGGCACUGAGCCUUAGCGAAGGUCGACGAAGGUUGGCCUCUGGAAGGAGAUAUGCUUCGGUGGAGCAAGGAGAGCGCCGGGUCAUCUCUACUGCAUCCAGUGCAGGUCCCAGGGGUACCGUCAACACGAAGAGUAUUGCCCCAUUCAUGGCGUCAACCCGGCAAGGAUCACGAAACGGCUCUCCAAAAGGAAAGCAUCUUGAUACGAGUGUUGCGACCCUGGCAGCGCCUUCUGAUGCCGAAGAGUUGGAUGUUGAUAUGGACUUUGACGAGCAGAUAUCUCCAGCCACGGCAGCACGUGUAGAAAAGGCUAAGAUCUACUUCGAGUUGGCUCACGAGCAUCGUCGGCUCCUACAACAUCUUCCUCCAAUACGUAAACCUGGCAAUCUGCCGCCGCCAUCCAUUCCCGAAGCCAUGCAAAAAGCAUAUAACCCUCUACAAUACGUCAGGAACAGGAAACUACGCAUUUGGGAAAAGACACCAAUCGAUAGCGAGGCGGAUGGAUGGCAUGAUGUGGAGAAGGUUAGAGCCUGGGUCGAUUCAGUCAUCUCGAGUCACGCAGAGACGCAGCACGAUCCUUUGGAGUGUGUUCGUCUCCCACCACUCGAUCAAAAGAUGGCAAAUGCAGACGUUGAGGAUCAAGAUGGGCCACCAGCUGACACAGAGAAUGCCGCAUCUCCUCGGAUACAAGAUCAGUACCAUCCCAAACCGACCCGGCCACGGUCUGACUGGGUCACGCAUCCAGCCGACCUGGUUGCUGAUGCUUAUUGGCUGGAACAAGGCUUGAAUAAGACGAAGAUACAAGAUCGGGACAACAACAUCAUCUACCCUUCCCAUACACAAUUCAAGUUUUCAGGCUGGCGUAACAGAACACCAAUGGACAUGCCGUCUACCAUGCAACAAACAACACCAACUCCUGAGCUAGAUGAGGCUAUGUCGGAAGAACCACCUCCGUCAGCUCUGCCAGAAUUACCAACGUUCAGAUCAGCCCACCAUGCCCACAAACGCGGCAGUCGAACCGGCAAACUGAGAGAUUCAUUGCAGAUAACAGACCAGAGCAGUUCCAGGGAGCGAUCUAGGAUCAGGCGUAAGCUAUUUCGUGAUAGCAGCGACUCCGAGUCGUCAGGUGCAAUGUCGUUCGAUGAUGAUGAGGCCACGAACCGUGGUCGCAGGAGGCUGCGACGAAAACGUGGAUUGUCUCCAGAUCAUGAAAAUCAUGCUGUUGCAAGGAGUAAAUCGCCAUCGAAGGCUUCGCCACAAGUGGGUGGUUCGAGUCGAGAGUCCUCAGCAUUGAACUCCAAAAGAUCCUCCGCGGAUCAUUCAGCGUUAAACAAGCUUCUCAGACUCGAAAACAUCAAGAAGGCGUCUCCACUCAACAGGUCAAGGACCAGGAAUGAAUCAUCUCGACCUAAUUCUACGAAGGUGCCCCUAAGGUCGAGUACCGAGCAGGAACGGACACCUCGCGAAUUUGCAGACUAUGAUACUGCCACAGCUCCCAACUCACCCAGUGUGGUGCAGUGGCCAAGUAUUGCUAUAAAUCUGUCACCACCUCCUAGCAGGGGGCCAUCGCCAUCGAGAAAGCACAUGUCUACAAUACUUCACCCUUUCAAUCGUAAACCACAUGACAAGACUGGUGAGCAAAUCGACACAACCGACUUCGCCCAAGUCCCAGCCGCCCAACUCAAUCGUCACCUACCCGAGCCAGAAAAGGAUCGCGAGACUGAUGGUUCGCGUGGUGCGAGCCCGAUGACGAGGGGAAUGCCUGCAUUGUCGAGAGACCAGACACACACCACAUAUGACGACGAUGUAGCUGUGCAAUCCUCAAUGGAGUCCAAGCUCAGCGCGGUUAGCAAGGUCACCAGUCGCUCGACUGCUCACAGCGGAAACGACCACUCGAGGUUCCGUGGUAUAUUCAAAGGUGGACGUAUUGCGGAACUCGUUGGCAACGAAGUAUCGAAGGUUGGUGACUUCAUCUGGAAACGAGAUGCCCCUUCGACGUUCAGACACAAAGCAACCGCAUCGGAGGUUAGUCUCCGAUCUUACAAGGGUUCAGAAUCCGAGAAAGAGGUCGACGCAAACGGCACAGUCCUCAGAACGCCACCUCCAAUGAGUCCUAGAUCAAGAUCCUCGACCAUUUCCAGUACCAGAAGCGAGCGUGCCUUGCCAACAAUAAAGAGAACCCCCUCAGACGGUCGACCUCGGUACAACAAUCCAAAUCUCCCCAACUUCACGUCACCAUUUCAGAGAGAUCGGGAGCAGGAAGACAGAAAGCAGGGACAAUUGUCACCAGACGGUUCGGAUCAUAUAUCUCGCCAAGCUGCACAACUUCGAUCCGCUUCACAGUCUCCUCGACGUGGUCGAAUGGCUUUACCUAAGCUGGAUACGGGAUCUGCACAUCUGAAUGAUUUGGAUCGCGUGCAGAGCUACGGCUUCGGAGCAGCUCUUGAUUUGAGUCGAUCUCGUGAUGCAUCAGAUUUACUAAAUGGUGCAAUCGGAUCGACCACAGGUCUCAAAGGUCUGCGCCGGGCACGAUCAGCUGUGGAGCUCAUGCACGUCGGUGGCUCAGACGCUGGUCAAGAAGACGCCGAAGUGGCCGGGGUCUCAUGGCGCGAAAUUGAGCGUGCUGCGGCUUUAUUGUAUAGUUCCGCCAUCAAAGCACGGGAGAUUGGGCGAAAAGCGGAUGACGAAACAACUCCCUUACCAAGAUUCUUCGUCGAGACCCUCACGCCCGAAGAAAGAGCUUCACACUCGAUGCAACCUCUCCGUGUCAAGAAAAGGGAGCACUACGUGAUGGCGGCACGGAAUAUCAUGAAAGCUCUGGAUACAUAUUCUGCAACAUUCAACGAGAAAUUGACCACUUUCAGCUCUACCGUCUCGCCUGACUGGCACAGACAGCUCCAGAUGCUUGAAGAUACGGUAGAAAACAAGAUGACGCCACAGAUCAGAAUGACGGCAGAUCGGGCAGGUGAGCUGGGCAUGAAACUCACUACGACGAGCACGCUCGCGGUCAAGGGUUUGAAUGAUUCAAUCGAGGAUGCCUUCCGAAGAAGGCGAAGAGGUCCCUUGAGGUUGGUGCGCAGAGUCUGGUUCGUCGGAAUUGAGUGGACUGUUGUUGGUUUGCUGUGGCUGAUCUGGGCCGUCGUCUCCAUUAUACGGAUCCUGUUGAGUUCUGUCCAUUGCGUGGGCAAAGUGGCACGGUGGCUACUCUGGAUCGACUGAUGUGUACCGGUCUGCAUUCUGGCAUUCUGUUUCAUUUGUGCUUCGGGGAAGCGAUUACUGCAUUUUUUGGGGCUCUUCAGCAAGGCGUUUCGAUAAAAGUGGUUCCUGUUGCUGUUUACCGGUAGGUGAUGGAAUUGCCAGGAUACCCCCCAGCUUCGUAUAUGGUAUUGGGAUUGGGAUAAACGUUUACAUAUCGUGUGCACAGUAUAGGCUCUUUUAAUGCAUGAUUGAUGAACAUC